AUGGAGCGCCGCACACUCCUCGCGCAGCCCGGGCUCUGGACCAGGGACACCAGCUGGGCGCUUCUCUAUUUCCUCUGCUACGUCCUCCCCCAGACGGCUCCUCAAGUACUCAGGAUCGGAGGAAUUUUUGAAACUGUGGAAAAUGAACCUGUUAAUGUUGAAGAAUUAGCGUUCAAGUUUGCAGUCACCAGCAUUAACAGAAAUCGAACCCUGAUGCCUAACACCACAUUAACCUAUGACAUUCAGAGAAUUAACCUUUUUGAUAGUUUUGAAGCCUCACGGAGAGCAUGUGACCAGCUGGCUCUUGGUGUGGCUGCUCUCUUUGGCCCUUCCCAUAGCUCCUCUGUCAGUGCUGUGCAGUCUAUUUGCAAUGCUCUCGAAGUUCCACAUGUACAGACUCGCUGGAAACACCCUUCAGUGGACAACAAAGACCUGUUUUACGUCAACCUCUACCCAGAUUAUGCAGCUAUCAGCAGAGCGGUCCUGGAUCUGGUCCUCUACUACAACUGGAAAACAGUGACUGUGGUGUAUGAAGACAGCACAGGUCUCAUUCGUCUGCAAGAGCUCAUCAAAGCUCCCUCCAGAUAUAACAUUAAAAUCAAAAUCCGCCAGCUGCCCUCUGGGAAUAAAGAUGCCAAGCCUUUACUCAAGGAGAUGAAGAAAGGCAAGGAGUUCUAUGUGAUAUUUGAUUGUUCACAUGAAACAGCCGCUGAAAUCCUUAAGCAGAUCCUGUUCAUGGGCAUGAUGACUGAGUACUAUCAUUACUUUUUCACAACCCUGGACUUAUUUGCUUUAGAUCUGGAACUCUAUAGGUACAGUGGUGUAAAUAUGACCGGGUUUCGGCUGCUUAAUGUUGACAAUCCUCACGUGUCAUCCAUCAUUGAGAAGUGGUCCAUGGAGAGACUGCAGGCCCCACCCAGACCUGGGACUGGCCUUUUGGAUGGCAUGAUGACAACUGAAGCGGCUCUGAUGUAUGAUGCUGUGUACAUUGUGGCCAUUGCCUCCCACCGGGCUUCCCAGCUGACUGUCAGCUCCCUGCAGUGCCAUCGACACAAGCCAUGGCGCCUUGGACCCAGAUUUAUGAACCUGAUCAAAGAGGCUCAGUGGGAUGGCUUGACUGGGCGUAUCACCUUCAAUAAAACCGAUGGCUUGAGGAAGAAUUUUGAUCUGGACAUUAUUAGUCUCAAAGAGGAAGGAACUGAAAAGGUUGCUGGCGAAGUGUCUAAACACAUAUAUAAAGUGUGGAAGAAGAUUGGGAUUUGGAACUCCAACAGUGGGCUUAACAUGACAGACGGCAACAAAGACAGGUCCAAUAAUAUCACCGAUUCACUCGCCAACCGAACGCUCAUUGUCACCACAAUUCUGGAAGAACCCUAUGUGAUGUACAGGAAAUCUGAUAAGCCCCUGUAUGGAAAUGACAGAUUUGAAGGAUAUUGCCUGGAUCUAUUGAAGGAAUUGUCAAACAUCCUGGGUUUCAUUUAUGAUGUUAAACUUGUCCCUGAUGGCAAAUAUGGAGCUCAGAAUGACAAAGGAGAGUGGAAUGGAAUGGUCAAAGAACUUAUAGAUCAUAGGGCUGAUCUGGCGGUGGCUCCUCUUACCAUCACUUACGUGCGGGAAAAAGUCAUAGACUUCUCCAAACCCUUCAUGACCCUGGGCAUCAGCAUUCUCUACCAUAAGCCCAAUGGCACCAAUCCAGGGGUCUUCUCCUUCCUCAACCCUCUAUCUCCUGACAUUUGGAUGUAUGUGCUCUUAGCCUGUUUAGGAGUCAGUUGUGUACUCUUUGUGAUCGCAAGGUUUACACCCUACGAGUGGUAUAACCCCCACCCAUGCAAUCCUGACUCAGACGUGGUGGAAAACAAUUUUACUUUACUAAACAGUUUCUGGUUUGGAGUUGGAGCUCUCAUGCAACAAGGAUCAGAGUUGAUGCCCAAAGCUCUAUCAACAAGAAUAGUUGGAGGGAUAUGGUGGUUUUUCACGCUAAUCAUCAUUUCAUCCUACACUGCCAAUCUGGCUGCCUUCUUGACAGUAGAGCGAAUGGAAUCCCCCAUUGAUUCAGCAGAUGACCUGGCAAAACAAACCAAGAUAGAAUAUGGGGCAGUCAGAGAUGGAUCAACAAUGACCUUCUUCAAGAAAUCGAAGAUAUCCACCUACGAGAAGAUGUGGGCUUUCAUGAGUAGCAGGCAGCAGACUGCCCUGGUCAAAAACAGUGAUGAGGGCAUCCAACGUGUGCUCACCACUGACUAUGCCUUGCUGAUGGAGUCCACCAACAUUGAGUAUGUGACGCAGAGAAACUGUAACCUCACUCAGAUCGGGGGCCUCAUUGACUCCAAAGGUUAUGGAGUGGGAACACCUAUAGGCUCUCCUUACCGGGAUAAAAUUACUAUUGCUAUUCUUCAAUUACAAGAAGAGGGGAAACUGCAUAUGAUGAAAGAGAAAUGGUGGCGGGGAAAUGGCUGCCCUGAGGAAGAUAACAAAGAGGCCAGUGCUCUGGGAGUAGAAAAUAUUGGGGGUAUCUUCAUUGUUCUGGCUGCUGGACUGGUCCUUUCUGUAUUUGUAGCCAUUGGAGAAUUUAUAUACAAAUCACGGAAAAACAACGAUAUUGAGCAGAAAGGAAAGUCAUCAAGAAUUAGAUUUUAUUUUAGGAACAAAGUAAGGUUUCAUGGGAGAAAAAAACAAAGCCUUGGUGUAGAGAAGUGUCUCUCUUUCAAUGCCAUAAUGGAAGAACUGGGAAUCUCACUCAAAAAUCAGAAAAAGCUAAAGAAAAAGUCAAGAACUAAGGGGAAAUCUUCCUUCACAAGUAUCCUCACUUGUCAUCAAAGACGAACUCAGAGCAAAGAGAGUGUGGCUUGA
This is a messenger RNA of Lagenorhynchus albirostris (white-beaked dolphin), 2850 nucleotides long. RefSeq names its product glutamate ionotropic receptor kainate type subunit 1 (gene GRIK1). The coding region runs from base 1 to 2850 and encodes 949 amino acids. The record is from RefSeq and is a predicted model, not a curated record. Gene Ontology annotation, biological process: modulation of chemical synaptic transmission; monoatomic ion transport; synaptic transmission, glutamatergic. NCBI's taxonomy places the organism in Eukaryota, Metazoa, Chordata, Mammalia, Artiodactyla, Delphinidae. The transcript is spliced from 18 exons. Gene Ontology annotation, cellular component: plasma membrane; kainate selective glutamate receptor complex; postsynaptic membrane. Gene Ontology annotation, molecular function: kainate selective glutamate receptor activity; transmitter-gated monoatomic ion channel activity involved in regulation of postsynaptic membrane potential.